Molecule: messenger RNA, 3865 nt
Organism: Drosophila navojoa
Lineage: Eukaryota; Metazoa; Arthropoda; Insecta; Diptera; Drosophilidae
Product: protein peste
Cellular component (GO): membrane; cytoplasm
Molecular function (GO): scavenger receptor activity
Source: RefSeq, a predicted model, not a curated record
CGCAUCGUACCUCAACUCGACCGGGCAACGCAACGCAACGCAUCGAGAUUGAAGAAAAUCUGAUGAUCCAGUGCCAACUCGUAGGACUCGAAAAAAAAGAGUACAACUAAAAGAAAAGUGUCGAUGUCAAUGGAAUUGUAACUUGAUCAGCGUGAAGCGCGCUUCUUAUCAGAGCUGUACUACGACGAUAACCCAGAUGGACCUUUGAGACUAUUCUCAGCCACACUAGACAAUAGAAGACAACUGAAAACACCUUGCGCUUGUCUCUAUCAAAAACGUGAUUCAUACUUACAAAACUAAAAAUUUCUAAGGAUCCGACCAUCGUGUAGUGAGGGUUAUGAUCGGAAAAAAUCGCAUUGCAUUAACCAGUCUGGUGGGCCUGCUGCUUGCCACCUUGGGUCUAAUAUCUAUUCUAAAUUUCGAGCGCAUACAACGACGCACCUUAGAGUGGUGUAUGGUGCUCAAGCCCAACUCUAUGCUAAUCAACCUGUGGCAGUCGCCCACCUUGGGCAUGACAGCAAAUGUUUUCAUUUUCAACUGGACAAACUCGGAACAGUUCAACAAUCCCAAUGUCAAGCCGCGCUUUGAGGAGCUGGGGCCGUACGUCUUUACGGAAAGACAGGAGAAAUUGAAUGUGGUCUGGCAUCCAGAGAACUACACAGUGUCCUAUAUGCGGCGAAGUCACUUCUACUUUGACCAGGAGGCGAGUGCACGAAAUCUCACGGACUCCAUUGUGGCCCCAAAUACGCUGAGCGUGGGGCUACUCAACAAGAUGCAGAAAUGGAACCCGAUGCUGCGCACUUUGAUGUUAAUGGCCAUCAACAUGAAUGGCAAUGAGCCGACCUUUGUGAGGCCGGCCGAUGAUUGGCUCUUCAGUGGCUUCGAUACUCCGCUGAUCAAGAUUAGCAAAAUGGUGCCCACUCGCAUGGUGCCGGAGUUACACUUCCCAUACGAGCGCAUUGGCUAUGGCUAUCCGCGCAACGACAGUGAACAGAUCUAUGGGCAUCACAAUGUCUACACUGGUCAGGACGACUUCAGAAAGCUGGGUCAAAUAGCGCGCUGGCGCUACGAUAAUGUAACAGCUGGUCAGCCCAAUUGCAAGCUGAGUGGCAGUAUGGGAGAGUUCCAUCCCAUUCCGCUGCGACAAGGCAGGCCGAUCUCAUACUUCGUACCCGACAUUUGCCGAGAGCUGAUAUUGGACUAUGCGGGCACGACCAUCUUUGAGGGUAUUCCGGCAUACGUUUACAAGAGCACUCCACGGAAUAUGGCAAACGGCACCGAUAAUCCUGAUCACAGCUGCUACUGCACGGGCAACUGCAAGGAGGUGCGAUCAGGCGUACUAAAUCUGUCCGCCUGCUGGUAUGAUGUGCCUAUAUUUGCCUCCUCUCCACAUUUCUAUAAUGCCGAUCCGUACUACGUUGAUGGUGUGGAGGGCAUGAAGCCCGACAAGGAUCGUCAUGAGAUGAGCGUCAUACUGGAGCCCACAACUGGGAUGCUGUUGGACAUCAAAGCGCGACUUAUGAUCAGUCUACUGGUGGAGCCUCGUCCAGAAUCCGUAUUUCGAAAGUCCCGUCGAACUUUCUUUCCACUCGUCUGGGUUGACUAUAGGGUCCGCAUCACGCCCGAUCUACUAAUCUAUCUAAAGCUCUUACCUAUUUCGGCACUGAUAGGUAAGAUCUGUAGCUGCAUUGCUGUCGGAUUGGGCUUCGUGCUAUUACUCUGGUAUCCGCGUCAGAUCAUUUUGCAUAAGCACUUUAUGCGAAAGAUCGAUAUAACUAACUUGGAAAACCGAAGGCAGGUCCCGGCGACUGGAGAACUUAAGGCCCAAGGAGUCGAGGACUCCCCUCUACUCGUGGGGUUGCAGUUUGUGCCCUCAUCUGGUGAUGCGAUAGCCAAACCACAUAACAUGUCAACAGGUUGCGGAAGUGACGUGCACAUCGGCUCAAGGAUACCUGUGCAAGCAGCGUCAACGACUCCGGCGACGAGAAAUCACAAGCGCUUAGCCUCAGUGCAGCGCAGUAAGAGCAAGAGAACAGGCGUAAAGAAGGCAACGAGAGUUGCCUGCAGAACAACAACAAAAGCAACAAGCGAAGCCUUUUGUGCAGGCACGACCAGAGACGCUGACAGCAAUCGUCAUCGAAAAUCGCAACAAAAGCAACAAGAAGAGCAGCCCGCAGAGAUGACGUCACGUGCACGCCACUGCGCCUGGCGGCUCAGCAUUGUCAUUCUAGGCGCUUGCUGCAUAGCCGCUGGCGUUUACCUUCUGCGCAACUGGAUUGACAUAUUUACGCGCAUGCGCGGCAGGGAAAUGGCCCUCAGUCCCACAUCACCAGCGUUUGAGGGCUGGAAAGUGUCGCCGUUGCCGCUAAACUUUGAUGUUUAUUUAUUCAAUUGGACAAAUCCCGAGGAUUUGUACGAGGGCUCAAAGAGGAAACCGCACUUUGAGCAACUGGGGCCCUAUCGAUUUCGAGAGAAGCCCGAUAAGGUCGACAUCGAGUGGCACAAUCACAAUGCUUCGAUUUCAUUUCGGAAAAAGGCAUAUUUCUACUUCGAUGCUGCGGGCAGCAAUGGUACGCUCCAGGAUAUCGUCACCUCGGUGAACACAGUGGCGCACGCGGGUGCCAAACGUUUAAGCGAAUUGAACACGUUGUUUCAAUUUGUGGCAUCGACCACGCUGAGCUCCACACAGGAGAUCAGUGAGACGCGGACUGCCGAGGAGUGGUUAUUCAAGGGCUUUGUGCAUAAGCUGGUGACUCUGGGUAAAUUUAUUAGCCCAGAGAAUGUGCCGUUCGAUCGCAUCGGCUAUCAGUACGGCCGGAAUGGGAGCACCAGCUUUGAUGGCGACAUCAAUAUGUUCACUGGCGCUGAUGAUAUCCGUAAAAUGGGACAAAUCUAUUCCUGGAACAAUAAGACACACACGGGCGCUUAUAGUGGAGCCUGUGGCAACGUUAUGGGCUCCAUGGGUGAAUUCUUUCCUCCCAAUUUGAACACCAGUGAACCCGUCUACCUCUACAUGCCCAAAAUGUGCCGAGCCGUGCCGCUGGACUAUACGGAAACAGUCACCAUCCAUGGCAUCACUGCAUACAAAUACAGCGGCACUCGGCACGCCGUAGACAAUGGCACAAUGUAUCCGGACACCAGUUGUCUGUGCGUGGAUGGGCAAUGCUUCCCGGCCGGUGUUAUUAACAUCAAGUAUUGCAGCUAUAACACGUCCAUCUUCAUGUCCUAUCCGCACUUUUAUCUGGCCGAUCCCAUCUAUCUGGAAGCAUUGGAUGGACUGCAUCCGGAGAAGGAAAAGCAUGAAUUUUACAUGGCCUUGGAGCCAAAUGCUGGCGUGCCCAUGGAUGUAGGCGGUGGGUUCCAGGCUAAUUAUCUGAUGGAGCCGGUUUCGGGCGUCGCACUUUAUGCGCGUGUGCCACGCAUUUUGCUGCCCCUUAUGUGGGCUGAAGAGCGAGUGCGGGUCAGUGAGGAAAUCGCUAGCAACAUUGGUUUAGUUCCACUCAUAGUAAUGCUGGGCCAAGUAUUUACGGGCAUUCUCUUAGCCGGCGGACUUAUUUGCGCCUGUUGGUAUCCCACGCGCAAAUUGACGAGCCUCUGCCACAGCGACGAUCCCAAAGCCAAGGCGGCGGUCCUUCGGCCGCUUACCUCACUGGCCGUUGGCGCCAGUGCGACUGGAGCAACGUUAACUGUGCAGCAGUUAUUCCGCCAGAAUCCCAGCCACAACGAGCGCGUGGGCGUGCGCCUGUUAGAUUACAGGCGGAGCUCAGGGAUUGAGGAGGGCGACGACGGAAGUAGCCACGGCAAUACGUCUAGAGAUCGCCUGAUUGAGAGCUGUUCAACAGAUGUGAUAAUUAGCUAACGUAAU